AGCCGGUUGCAAGUAGUUGCAGCCAGCCGCGGCCAGUUGUGUGCCCCCUGCGCUGCUGUCCUCGGGGCGCCGGGAAAUGGCCCAUUGUGACAGCGGCGGCGCGUUGCCGGGCCCUUUGUGAUGCGGGGCCUCCUUGGGCCCGCGGGCCACUGUGACAGCGCGGGGCCCCGCCCUGCCCGGGAGGCUAUUUAAGGAGGGCAGAGCCCUGCAGUACCCUCUUUCUCCCAGGAGAGCAUCUGUCUCAGGAGGCAGCAUCUCUCUCGGGGACCUCAGCGGCAGAGGAAGUAGCCGACGCGGAAGAUGUGGACGACGAAGAAGUCCACCAACUUGCAGCCACGCAAGUGGCUGUCGAGCUGGCAGAGGAAGCACAAGGUGGACAACUGGCAGACGCAGGCAGCAGCGCAGGAAGAGGAGAAGAGCGCCUCUUCUGCUGCUGCCGUGGCUGAGCAGGUGAGAGCAGCAGGGGCAGAGAGCCAGGCAGCUGGCCCACGCAGCCCCAGAGGCGGCGGCCGCGCUGUGCUGGGCACCCUGCAGCGCGUGGCACGCGCCGCCCGCAGCAGGCUCGCGGUUGGGAUGCGGCGACGUGGCCAGAAGCCGGAGCCACAGAGGGAGGUGGAACAAGGUAGGGAGGCAGCCAGAGCAGGAACAUCCGCAGCAGCAGGGUCAGAGAGGCAGGACUCUGCCCUGCAAAGCCCCUGCUGUCCCCCCAGCCCCUUCCCAAGCCAUCUGGAAGCCCUCAGUGGGCAGUGGGCCGGGGCAGCAGCGGGGGCAGUGCUGCCAGUGGCAGAGAGGGAGGACCAGGCCUGCUCCGAGGACGAGAGCCUCUGGGACAUCUCCAGCCUCUUCGAGCUGUCAACGGGGGAUGAAAGCCCAGAGGAAAGCUGGAGCAGUGGGCAAGAAUGUAGCUCAGUGUCCCUCCCGUGCCAGGCAUGGGCAGAGCCCGGGAGCUCUCAAGCAGGCACAACCACAGUGCAGGGCCCAGGGGUCAGUCUCACAAGCCCUUACACCAGGGCAAAGACCCCCACCCCGGACGGCUUUCCAGACCGCUGCGCCCUCAGCCCCUUGCCAAGUGACCUGGAAGCUCUCAGUGGGCAGUGGGCAGGGACAGCAGCCAAGGCCGUCCUGCCAGUGGCACCGACCGAGGAUGGGGCCUGCUCCGAGGAGCUCUCAGACAUCUGCAGCCUCCUAGAGCUGCCCCAAGAAGAACGCAGCGGAGACCAAAGGUGGAGGAGGAGAGAAAAGAGGCUCCCCGUGCCCAUGCCACGGGAGGCAUGGUCAGAGCCCUGGGGCCUUCAAGCGCCCACAGCGACAGCCCGUGCCCCAGUUCGUGGCAGCAGCAGCCCUUCCACCAGGCCACAGGCCCCGAGCCCGGACGCCUGCCCCCCCAGCCCCUCGCCAAGCCAGCUGUCAGCUCCCAGUGGGCAGUGGGCAGGGCUCCCGCACGUCUCCAGGGAGUCCCGAGGGCAAGAAAACGCAGACCCACCGCUGUGCCCGGAAGAAGACAGCCACGAGGAGGAGCUGUCAGAGAACAAAGGGCAAGGCGUCCAAAUAUACACCAUCUGGGUCAAGCCCUCCUUCAUACCGGUGCUGCUGGAGCCUCAGCCUGCUGGCCAGGAAGGGCCCAAAUGUCCCUGCGUCAUCUGCGCAGAGGCGGCCCAAGAGGCAGUCGGGGACCCGCGCGGCACAUCUCCCGCCCCGGCGGGUCCCAGGCACAGCCGGGCAACGGCUGCUGCCCCGCAGCGCCCCACAGGCUGCUGCCCCGCCGUGCUGGACACGCUGCAGCGCACGGCACGUGCCACCCUGAGCAGGAUCGCAGCUGUGAUCCGGCGACGGGGCCGGCGGCCGGGGGACCAGCGGCACCCGGCUCAAGGCAUGGACGCGGCCAUGCUGGCAACAGCCCCAGCGGCAGGGGCAGAGAGCCAGGCAGCUGCCCUGCGCAGCCCCUGCCGCCCCCCCAGCCUCUCGCCCAGCCAGCUGGAAGCUCGCAGGGGGCAGUGGGCAGGGGCAGCAGCAGAGACGGUCCUGCCCCUGCCACAGAGCCAGGAGGGGGCCUGCUCUGAGGAUGAGAGUCUCUGGGACAUCUCCAGCCUCUUAGAGCGCUGCCAAGGGCAAGAAAACACAGCCCGAAGCCGGAGUACUGGCGGAGCAAGUAGCUCUGGGUCCCUCCCGUCUGAGGAGUGGGCAGAGCCCUGGGACUCUUCCUCAGCCACAUCCACCUCCACCUCCACGGACUGAGCUGCUGGGGGCAGUUUGGGACGUGGCCUUACCACCUGCAGCUGCACUUGAAGGAGGAAGGCCUUUUUCCAACGAGACAAAGCCCAAAGAAGAACUUCGGGCAACUGCAGGCCGUCAGGGGGGCCACUUGCUGGGAGGACGACUUGCUGGCGUGGGACAGACAGUCUUUGGAGCGCUGGCGAGUCGAGCCCUCACCUACAGCUCUCUCAGCACAGCGGCCCUCUCUCUUCAGGGAGGCACUCCGGGCUCUGGGCAGGGCGUUCCGCUGGCCCUGCCUGGCGGGAUGGGAUGGCGGCUCCCAAGCUGUGGCGGUGACCAGACUGACAUCCACCUGAUGGCCGGUCACCAGUGGUGUCGCCCAGGGCUCAGUGGUGGGGCCAGUCCUGCUGGUCUCUUGGCUUGGAUUGCCCUUUGCCCAGUCCUCCAGGACUUCACCUGACUGCCACCAUUUCUCCAAAACCAUGGGCAGUGGACUAGCCCCUUUGUCUGCCAGCUCCCUCAGGACCUGGGGAUGAACCUCAGCGGGUGCCUUGUGCACAUUCAGGUUCCUCACACGCUCUCCAACCUGAUCCUCUGCUGCAGGGGACUUGGGCUCUUCUUCUGCCAGUCCCUGCCUUUGCCUUUCUCCACCUGGGCGGCGUGGCUGGAGCGCUUGCUGUCCAAGGCUGAAGCACAGAAGGCAUCGAGAGCCUCAGCCUUCUCUUUGUGCCGGACAGCCACGUCUGCCAGUUCCUUCUGGAGAGGGCCCACCUUAUCCCCAGUCCGUCUUUAGCAAGAUAGCUGUAGAGGCCCUUCCUGUUCUCCUGAAGAGCUCCGGCCAGACUCAAGUCGAGCUGGGCCUUGGCUUUCCCACCCUUGUCCCCAGCUUCCCUACCCUUGUCCCCAUCCUCCCAGGCCACCUGUCCUUGUUUCCAUUCCCCGAAAUAGGAAGAAGUCCCCUUAAGUUCUUUAGGUUAAAGUAGGGGUAGGGAAGAAUUAGUCGAGUUAAGUUGCGUAGGAUAAAGUAGGGCUAGGUGUUAGCAGUGCUCUCCACUGGAAUUUCAGAGGACAAGCUAAAGGCCGCCUCAUGCUUUCUAGUCCCGUUUCAUGACCAAAAUGACAAAGGGUGCUUUAGCAUGGGCGCUGACCUAGGAGAGCCUAGUAUUUAAGAUAGACUUGUGGAAGUUUAAAAUAAAGAUUGGUUUGGAAAGAAAAGGGUCAGGAAGCUUGUGUUUUGAAAGCGGAUAAUAUUUCGGGGUUGGGCUAGGACUUGUUCCUUAGGCAGCUGAGCUGUGUCCCUUGGCGCGGCUGGGUGCAAUAGAGCUGUCCCGGAGGCUGAAGGCGGCAGAGGGACGUCUGUAAGCAGAGCUGGGGAGCAGCCAGCGAGUGGGUCUUCCCUUCUCGGAAGUAGAAGUUAGUUUUUCAGGAUCUCCCGAAGUUCGUGUGUUGCUGCCCUCCAUUUUAGAAGGAGGAGUUCUUGGAAGCCGUGUCUUGCGGGGCUGGGCCGCUGCUAAAGGACAACAGAAUAUGUAGAUGCCUUUCUUGAAAUAAAACUAGUGGUUUGAUCCACAA
Molecule: messenger RNA, 3786 nt
Organism: Pipra filicauda (Wire-tailed manakin)
Lineage: Eukaryota; Metazoa; Chordata; Aves; Passeriformes; Pipridae
Exons: 2
Coding region: 301-2235 (644 amino acids)
Source: RefSeq, a predicted model, not a curated record